This is a messenger RNA of Cydia amplana, 2077 nucleotides long. It is a transcript of the gene Mkk4, whose product is annotated as dual specificity mitogen-activated protein kinase kinase 4-like. Lineage: Eukaryota; Metazoa; Arthropoda; Insecta; Lepidoptera; Tortricidae. Gene Ontology annotation, molecular function: ATP binding; JUN kinase kinase activity. Gene Ontology annotation, biological process: MAPK cascade; protein phosphorylation. Bases 217 to 1446 code for a protein of 409 amino acids. The transcript is spliced from 8 exons. The record is from RefSeq and is a predicted model, not a curated record.
ACACAGCUCUAUACCUGUCAAACGACGGCAAAAGUACGUUUAUCCGUGUCACUUUGCUGUUGUCGAUAAAUACGAUGCAUAAAUUGAACAAAACAGAUUCAUGUUGUUCAUUAUGAAAACUUGACCCGUUUCAAUAUUCAUAUCUUCAAAUGGAGAGUUGGGGAUUCGUUACAUACACCAAAGAAUAGUGAAAACGUUACAAGCACAUCCAUUAAAAUGUCGAAGAAUGGUGAAGUGUCAUCAAACCAAGGACCCAGCAGACCUAGUAUGCCGAAACCUGAUUUGAAUCUAUUCAGUACCGAAAAACGCAAAAUUUUGGAUCUUCAAAUCGGCGGGCCUUCGGGAGAUGAUGCGGCUUUCGUGCCUUUCGCUAACUCCGCCGCGGCACCGAGACCUCGCAUACCGGCGCGCACCAUCAGAGAUGUGUUGCCUGAAAACACAAGGGAUAGAUGCAGGAUUUAUCCGUCCAUGCAGUCAUCGGGUAAGCUGCAGCUGUCUGCGACAGAAAUUUAUGAUUUUACCGCUGAUGACCUAAUUGAUCUGGGAGAAAUAGGACGAGGUGCCUUUGGAGCUGUAAAUAAGAUGGUUCAUAGGAAAACCAACCGUGUGAUGGCUGUGAAACGCAUCCGCUCCACCGUGGACGAGAAGGAGCAGAAGCAGCUGCUCAUGGACCUGGAGGUAGUCAUGAAGAGCAAUGACUGUGUAUAUAUCGUGCAGUUCUAUGGAGCACUGUUCAAAGAGGGUGACUGUUGGAUUUGUAUGGAGCUGAUGGACACCUCUUUAGAUAAAUAUUAUAAGUUCAUAUGUGAGCGGAUGCAAACUCGAAUACCAGAAACAAUCAUAGCUAAGAUAACCCUAGCUACCGUGAAAGCUUUAAAUUAUUUAAAAGAGAAGCUAAAAAUUAUUCAUAGGGAUGUAAAGCCAUCAAACAUCCUGCUGGACAGAAGGGGCAAUAUUAAGUUAUGUGACUUUGGUAUUUCGGGCAAGCUGGUGGACUCGAUAGCCCGGACUCGGGACGCCGGGUGCCGGCCGUACAUGGCGCCGGAGCGUAUCGACCCGGGGCGCGCGCGCGGCUACGACGUGCGCUCGGACGUGUGGUCGCUCGGCAUCACGCUCAUGGAGGUCGCCACCGGCGCCUUCCCCUACCCGCGCUGGGGCUCCGUGUUCGAGCAGCUGCAGCAGGUGGUGCAGGGCGACCCGCCGCGCCUCACCAACGCCAACAACGCCUUUUCUAACAACUUCGUGAAUUUCGUCAACACUUGCCUCAUCAAAGAAGAGAAUCAGCGUCCAAAAUACAACAGGCUGUUGGAACAUCCUUUCAUCAAAGGCAUAGACCAGAGCCGGGCAGACGUGGCGGCGCAUGUCUGCGAGGUGCUGGACGCCAUGGAGCGGAACGGAGUCAGCCCCUUUACCACCGACCAGCCUGCACAGGCCUGGCUAGACUAAGGUGUUCAUAUCAGUGUCUACGGUCAGGGCUGAUGGUCAGACAUGAUGUCUAUGUCUAAGCAUGUGCUGACAGUCCGCAAGAACCACUUUAUCUAUAAAGGCUUAACAGUCACACUCAUGCCCUUUCCUAAUUAGGCAACUGCCUAUGGGGCCAGUGCAUAAGGGUCACGUCCCAAAUAGAGACCUAGGCCAAAUUUGCUUUACCUAGAAGUCACUACUAAACUAAAUGUGGCUCUAGUUGGCGUUGAUCAGAACAUGAACAUGUGCUGCACCAGUGCUGACAGUGAACACUGCAAGGAAAACAACCUAAGAAUUGGUUGAUCCAGGCUUGCAACAGUUGCAACCCACCCACUCAAUUGUUCACAAUAUCUCACUUACAAACUUACUCCUUCACGUCUGUUAGUAGCCUUACACGUUUGAAACAAUUAUGCAGUCAGAGUGGAUCACAUUUUAUCACCAAUUAAUAUUAAAUGUCAUUGAUUCUCAGUGACUGGCUGGCUUACCUUUCAAGGCCAUAUUUGAGUUGUCCUCACUUAGGGCAGAUUUGCAUUUCAUUGAUUAUCUUUCCAUCUGAGAGGAAUGAUCUAUAGUAUAUUAAUAAUUAUGUUUAGAGAUGUGCUGUUCUUUGGAA